Messenger RNA from Pseudopodoces humilis (Tibetan ground-tit), 7105 nucleotides. It is a transcript of the gene HEG1, whose product is annotated as heart development protein with EGF like domains 1. Gene Ontology annotation, biological process: heart development. The record is from RefSeq and is a predicted model, not a curated record. NCBI's taxonomy places the organism in Eukaryota, Metazoa, Chordata, Aves, Passeriformes, Paridae. Gene Ontology annotation, molecular function: calcium ion binding.
CACGGGGAAUUAAUUAGAAAUCGCUAUUUACGUGGUUAUUCAUUGCCCCGCUCCGGGUAUGUGAACAACCACCCCCCUGCCCCCCCCGCCUCCCCUUCCAUCCACCCCCAGCGCCAUGCCGGCAGCCUGCACCCUGCUGCUGCUGCUGGGCUUGGGGCUGGUCCCGGUCCCACCGGCCGGCUCGCUGCCCCUCGCCUCCCCACGGCGUCUUCCUCCACCUCCCCCUCCUCCUCCUCCGUCCCGAAACCGUCUCGGCCGCCCUUCCUCGCCUCCCGCCGCGGGACACGGCGGCAGCCCGGUCAUUGAAAACAGCCAUCAGGAGAGAAGUUCAAGCACGGAGAUAAGGACCCCUGGUGCCCCCGUGGAGCUGGUGACGAUGCUGGCUGGGAGCAGGGAGUGGCACGGGGCAGUGCCAGCAGCAAGCAGGGGCAAGGGGCACACUGGUCCCCCUGCCAGUGAUGGGGAUGUCACCCUUCCAGGAGCAGGAUCCGCAGAGAACCCUUCUGCUGGGACAGUGACCCACCUGCUCACCCACAGCCAUCCUCCUGACUCUGGAAGCCAUCACCAUGCUGCAGGCAGGCAGAGGAGAGGCAAGAGGGCUCUGGCCUCUCCCAGCACCCCUGCAGCUGCUGAAGGGACAGCACCAGGCUCAGAAACCAUCGGCACUGAUCCGGCUGAGGGGACGCAGGGAGGGCACCAUGGGGCCUGGAAUGUGUCAGGGUUUAACAACACUGUGAGGGCACUGCUGCAAACUUCAUCUUCACAAUCUCAUCACCCAGGCCCUGACAGCCUCUCUCAACCAGUGAGCAGCUGGGUGGGCACAGAGCUGGGCAGCAGCCCUGCCAUGGGCACUGCAGCUGCUUCACCUAGCCCCUUGGGGAACAGCCCCAGCACUGCCCUCCCUGCCUCCCUGGGACAGCCCCAGGUCUCCUCCCAGGGUGUCACUGGGACCUCCACCAGCCCUUUGCUGACAGCAUCACCUCCCAAGGACAGCACUUUCAGAGCCAUUGGAAGCAGCUACCAGCCAUCCAACAACUCAGCUACGGAGAGGUUUGGUUCGGAUUUCCCCACCACCGGCACCUCCAUUCCCACAACAGCCACCAAGGGUGGAGGGAGGACAUUAAGGUCUCUGCCAGCCAGCACCAGGCUGGUCACCAUGGCAGAGAUUUCCACCUCUGGGACUGAAAUCACCAGCUCUUCAGCCCAGAGCCAGACCCCUGGGAUGUCUGUGAGUGCCCAGGGUGAUGCAGGCAGAGGUGUCACAGACCCAUUGCUCACAGGCUUGCCGUCUGCUUCAGAAAGUGCUUCUGCAACUUUAAGCAGCAAUUAUGAACCCCCCAAGAGCAUCCCAGGUGCCGAAGAGGCGCCGCUGCACUUGGACAUCCAGGGUGCAGACAUGUCCAGCAUGGCAGUGGGGACACUGAUGUCCCCAGAGAGUGGCCACACAUCUGGGAUGACAAGGGACUCUGCCACCAGCACCAACCCCACAAGCUCUUUGGGUGGGACCUCCUCUUCCUGGAGAACUGGGACACAUCAUCCCAACAGCUCACAGGAAGCCACCGAUCUCUCGAGCCCUCCUGGGGGUCCUUUGCUCACAAGCUCCCUCUCUGCCUCUGAAGGUCCUUUCCAAGGUGUCAGAAGCAGCCACAGACCAGUGGCUGAGAAAGCCUCCCUCACUUCCUCUGCCACCAACACUCCCAUUUCAGCCACAUCCAGCAGUGGUGGGAGGCCAGCCAGGUCUGCCUCGGGCAGCAGCCGCUGGACAGCAGCCAAGGGCUCCACGUCCAGCAGUGCCAUGCACAGCACCUUGGGCACAACCCAGUCCUUGUCCACAUCUUAUGUGAGAGAGACCUCCAGAGCUCAGGGGUCCACAGGAAUGACAGAUUUCACUGAGGUGGAAGACCCUUCCCUAACACGCUCUCGCCCUCCUUCGGAAGGUCCUUCCCCAGCUACUGGAAGCAGCCAUGUGUCAUUCAGCAUCCUGUCAACAGAGAGAAGAACCAAUUUCCUCACCACCAGCACCUCCGUUUCCACAACAGGCACCAAGGGUGGAGGGAGGACAUUAAGGUCUCUGCCAGCCAGCACCACACUGGCCCAAACAACAGAGAUUUCCACCACUGGUGCUGAAAACAUCACCUCUCCAGGCCAUUCCCAUUUUUUGGGAACCCAGGAUGGUGGUGGCAGAGGUGCCACCCUGAACCCAUGGUUCACAGGCUCUCCGUCGGCUUCAGAAAGCACUUCCCCAGCAGACAAGACCUCAGCAAGGGGAGGACACCUGCCUCUCACCAGCACAGCCAGUGUGGUGACAGCUACCGCCAGCGAGGAGAGCAGCACAGUGCCUGUGUUGGACACCCGUGGAGCUUCCAGUGCCACAGGGAGCUCCUCUCCCUCUCCCCCCUACACCAGUGCCCUGGACACAGUCCUGCUGUCCUCAGCAGCAGCACAGCCUGGGAAGAAGAGUAAUGUUUCACAGAGCAGUACUAGACUCGGGGAGCUUCCAACAAAGCUGCUGCCUGCAUUUUCUCCCAGCAUUUCAGUGCCUUCACCUUCAGCCACACUUUUCAUCCACAAGGAAGGGACAUCCCAAGCCCCAGGUAGCCGCAGCAUGUGGAGCACAAAAGCAGAAAGCCUCACAUCUCAGCCUGACACAGCUGGGGACAUCCACACCGGCCCUGUCCUGUCCUCCACGGCAUGGCCUCGAGUGACACAUGUGUCAUCUGGCCGAACAGGGUCUCCAGAGCCCAAGGGCACCCUUUCAUCCAGGGUCUUCACCUACUUCUCAGCUGCUGCUGAACCUUCCACUCGUGGCAGCAGCCAUCGCUCCCUAAGCAGCUCAAGUGCUGAGAAGAGGAUGUCCAGCCCCGUCACUGAUCCCAUGUACAGCUCAUCCACGUCCACGGGUGCUGAGGAGAGGAUGCUGCACCCAGUGACAGAUGGCACAUUGGCUGGUGUCAUGGAGAGCUCUUCUGUCCAUGCUGAAGCUUCCAGCCCUCCAGGGCCAUCUGAGCCAGCGCUGGUGGAGCAGGGCAGGCCAGCCAACGCCUCCACCAGCAGCGGGGCUUUCACGGGCUUUGCCACGGAGACGGUCUUCGUACGUUCUGCCAAGAUACCCACUUACUCUUCUUUCCAAAAUGAUCUCACAAACCUUUCAGGUAGUGGUCAGCCACUCAGUAGCAUCGAUGCUGAGAAAAGGACCUCGGUUUCUCACACAGACGGCACAUACAUUUCAACCACGUAUACCAGAGGAGGAGAAAGGACCCUGCUGUCUAUCUCCAACAGCAGCACCUCUGCUGAUUCCUCUGAAAGUUCCACCUCUUUUUCUGAAAUUUCCAGCCCUUUUGAUGCUUCACAAUCCUCUGUGGUUCAUGACAGGCAGACCAAUGCAUCAAACAGCAGCAGUUUUGUUGAACCAUCUACGGAGCCGUUGCUGGUGCACCCUUCCAAACCAUCAACAUCUGAUUCUAUGGGCAGCAUAGAAAACACAACUCUGUUCAGCACUGACUCUGAGUUGUUGACCACUGAUGGAUCAUCUCUGUCUUCAUCAGCAUUUCCAGCCUCUUCCUCCCUGUCAACACUGCAGCACUCGCUGUCAUCAACACCACCACCAACUCAUCUGUUUACACUGUCAGAAUCACCUGAGCCACGCUCGCCCUCUGUGAUGGCAUCUUCGCCCCCUCUGCAGCCUUUGUCAUCCUCCUUGCCCACUUCCUCCUUGCCCUCCCCAUCUCACUCAUUAGCAUCUUUAUUGCCUGUGUUUUCAUCACCCUCAUCCAUCUCGCAGUCCAGCGAGAGUGAUCAAGCAAGCACCACUCUGGCUAUGAGUGUGGUCAGGCAGGUGCCCUCCACAGCCACCACAGCCAGGAGCUCACCCAGAGAGACCAACAAGCCCAGUGUCACACACCACCCCCAAAAGAGCACCACUUUCACUCCCACCAGGUCACCUCUCCCUACAGCACCCAUGGAGCUGCUCGGUGGACGCAUCGUGUCUGUGUCCUCUCCCGUGACGAUAAUAGAGACUGCCUUGCCUGGAGAUGCCACCACCCAAAGGGACAGCUUUGGGAAGGCAACACCUCUGCCCACCACAGCCAGUGUUGUUCCACAGGCUGGUCCAACAGACACAUCCCUCAGUCCCUCACCAACUGCGACAAAUCACAGCAGCAUUGUCCCUGCAGUGGCUGUGACCACAGUGAAACCUCCUGUGCUGACAACGCCGGCUGGUCGCCGGCCCACCCCAGAUGAGACCAGCACCGUGAAGGACCACAGGGCCCAGACACCCCCUGCCACCAAGCACAGCUAUACCACUGGUAAAAGCACAGAAGCAGUGGAUCCCACCACUUCAGAGCCUGGUAAAGUCACUGAGGAAAACCUCCAUGUUUUGAGUCCUUCUGAAGCCACUCCAACCACCAAGACCACUUUGAGCAUUGCAACUACUUUGGCUGUUACCAAACCAACCACUGUUCCUCCGUCGAGCAGCACGGCAGGGCUGAGGACGUCACCUCCAGCAACAGAGGUGGAUAAAUGUCUUUCCAACCCCUGUCCUGCGCUGGCCACCUGCAACAACACCCAUGGCUCCUAUAUCUGUCAGUGUCCUCUUGGAUAUGAGCUGGAAAAAGGAAAGUGCAAUUUAGUGAGAGUAUUUAUUGGCCAGGUUCCCCUGAAGCUUAAUAUCACCCAUGGGAAGUACACAGAGCUCUUCCACAUUGAGAGGGAGAUUCUGGAGAUGCUCAAUGCAUCGCUGUCAGGCUUGCCAGGAUACCACCACUCCACAGUUAAGGCAAGCAGGGAGGCAAAUUUUGUGCAUGUUUCAGUGCAAUCCACGUUCUCUUUAGCAUCCAACGUGACUUUCUUCGAUGUUAUCGGCAGUGUGAAAAGCUACAUUCGAGCUUGCAAAUCCCCCACUGAAGCCUGCCAGUUCAUCUCCAGCCUGAAAUCACUCCACAGAGCUGGCAGCUUGUGCAGACAGAAAGACCCUGAAUGUGACAAGGAAACUUCAGAAUGCACCGACUUUGAUGGAAUCGCUCUCUGCCAGUGCAAAAGUGGGUACUUCAAAUACAACAAGAUGGACCACUCCUGCAGAGCCUGUGAAGAUGGAUAUAAGCUGGAAAACGAGACCUGUGUGAGCUGCCCCUUUGGCUUGGGUGGAUUCAACUGUGGAAACCCGUACCAGCUCAUCACGGUGGUGAUUGCAGCUGCAGGAGGGGGACUGCUGCUGCUCAUGGGCAUUGCACUGAUUGUCACCUGCUGCCGGAAGAAUAAAAAUGACAUAAGUAAACUGAUUUUCAAGAGUGGGGAUUUCCAGAUGUCACCUUAUGCUGAAUAUCCGAAGAAUCCCCGGGCACAGGAGUGGGGCAGAGAGACCAUCGAGAUGCAGGAGAAUGGAAGCACCAAGAACCUGUUGCAGAUGACAGAUGUGUAUUAUUCGCCAACUGGACUGAGAAAUCCUGAACUGGAAAGAAACGGACUUUAUCCUCCCUACACUGGUUUGCCUGGAUCUCGACAUUCAUGCAUCUACCCUGGACAAUACAAUCCAUCCUUCAUUAGUGACGAAACCAGAAGAAGAGACUAUUUUUAACAGAGAGUGGAGAGGGAAUGGAAGAUUGACACAGUUGUGUGGCCCUUAAUCCCCAGGUAAAGCUGUCUCCUGGGUAGUUCAGGCCACAUCAAUCUUACUCUUCCCAUUUAAUAGGAAGGACUUUGAACUUCAUGCUGAGCAUUGCUGCCCUGAGGGACGGUCACAGUUGCUGAGCAUCAGAGAGGAGGAGGAAGAGGAGGGAAUGGCUCAAGAAGCACACCACUAAAAGACCCAGAGGGAAGCUAACACAUAUACUCCUUAUUCGUUCUUCACUCUUCGCGCUACGUGGGCAAGCACAGAUCAGUACAGGCAGAUGAACUGUGCCCAGCACUCUGCAUUGAAUACCACUAGGGAGUGUCUUGUUUACAGAUCUUGUUCACUGUUGACUGUGCUUGUCUUCCUCGCCAGCCUUCAUGCAAAGAUUCACUGUGCAGCUGCUUUUGGUUGGGCAAGUUUGUCCACUCCCUUUUAGACCACGACACAUGCUUUGUGCACGACAGGGAAGCUGGCUUGUCUUCUGGCCCUCACCUUCUUACUGCUAAAAGUUCUCCAGAUUCCUGGGUCAUUGUCAAAGCCCAGUGUCUGGCAAUAUUGGCUGAAUUCGUGGGUUGAUUGUCUCCAAGGAGUGCAGGAAGGUUAGUUACACCACUGCAAUUUUAACAGAAAAAAGGCACAGUUGCUCCUCUGUGCUGCUUUGAAAACCUUCUGUAUAUAAGGAAUGUUGUUUUGUCAACCAAUGUUGUUCAGAAGCGAUGCCACUACACAACAUCAUGGUGCUUCCAUAUGGGAUCCUUUGGAGCUCUGUUUCCCUGCAAGAAUUUAAAUGCCUGUAGACACAGCAAUACUAUAUUAAAUAAUUACUCACAGGGAAGAAGAUGAGCUGUGAAUUCAGAAUGCUGUGAAGGAAUCUGUGAAGGAGUAAUUAUUCUGUUGCCUUGGCUGGGCAGAGGAACUUAAAUGUUUUCAAACCUCCACAGUCCACCUUGAAUUUGUAGGAGCUGCGGAGGCUUUCAGUGCAUCGGAAAAGAGGGCUUACUGCAGUCAGUUGCAUUUAAGGAAGAGAAAAACAUGAUGCUUGCAAUCCUAACAUAGCAGAGAUCACUUAUGUUGAAGUGUUUUUCUUUCUUCCGUCCUAGUUUCGAGUGAUUCAGACCAGGCAAGUUUCCUCACCCAGGUGUGUUCAUUUGUAUUAGCAGAAGCUGAAGAAUGUAAGUUAUUGCAUUUCUCACCAAAGAUCAGAUUGAAACUCAUGGGCUGUAUUCUCACCUAAAGCGAGUGUUGAAAGAGAUCUUACUAAUCACAGAACCCUGUUGGGGUUGGCUUGGAAGGGAUCUCACAGAUCAUCUUUUUCCAACUCCUCUGCCAUAAGCAUGGACACUUCCACUAGACCAGGUUGCUUAAAGCCCCAUCCAGCCUGGCUUUGAACACUUGCAGGAUGGGGUAACUUCCCUAGGCACCCUGUUUCAGUGCCUCACCACUCUUGUCAUGGAGAAUUUUUUUCUUAUAACUAAUCUAAAUCUACCUUCUUUGCUU